AUGGUAUUUUGUGACAAUUGCCAGAAGUGGUACCAUUUCGGUUGUGCUGGCGUUACCGAGGAGGUAAGAGACGUUUCUUGGAGCUGUCCGGAGUGUAAGAUUGUUGACGUGCGUGAUGCUGGUUCAUCUGAGCUGCAAGAGGAGUUGAAAAAGCUCGAAGAGGAGAAGAAGAGGCAGAAGCAGGAACUGGAAAGGGAGAAGAUUUUGUACCGCAAGCGACUGGAGAUGCAGCAAGAGGUGUUAGAGAUGCGCCAGCAGCUGGAAAAGGAAAAGCGGGAAAUGGAACUGGAGUUUGAAAAGACGCAAAUGAAGAAGAAACUUGUCGAAGAAGAAGCCCAUCAGAAGAAGCUCGACAAGAUGCGGACGGAAAUGGAGGAGAAGCUGGAACAGUUGAAGAUGAAGCGGAACAAGAACAUUGAUGGUAAAAAGGUACAGGAAGAAGAAGAAGCUGCUGAAAGUAGUGAAAAGGGAAGCUCGAAGAAGGAAACCCAGAAGACAACGAAGUCGGGGGAAGUAAAGCCAGAAAAAUCAAAGCUCGAGAGGAAAAGAAAAACCUGGGAACGUGGAUCCGCCGGUAAGGUCCCGAAGAAGAAGAAGGAUAAAAAUAACAGCGGUAAGCUGAUGAACCAAGUGAAGGAAGUAUCGGAGUCAGAUAGUAGUGAGAGUUCCGAAGAAGAAAAAAGUUCGGAGGAGGAAGAAAAGAGCUCCGAGGCGGAGGAAGAAAGUUCCGAAGAGGAUAGUUCUGAAAAUGAGGAAGUGAGCUCGGAGUUCCGAGGAAGAUCAUAA
Ochlerotatus camptorhynchus is the source of this 786-nucleotide messenger RNA. RefSeq names its product calponin homology domain-containing protein DDB_G0272472-like. The transcript is spliced from 2 exons. Bases 1 to 786 code for a protein of 261 amino acids. The record is from RefSeq and is a predicted model, not a curated record. Lineage: Eukaryota; Metazoa; Arthropoda; Insecta; Diptera; Culicidae.